Messenger RNA from Sorghum bicolor (sorghum), 2980 nucleotides. Its product is annotated as glycerophosphodiester phosphodiesterase GDPDL3. The record is from RefSeq and is a predicted model, not a curated record. NCBI's taxonomy places the organism in Eukaryota, Viridiplantae, Streptophyta, Magnoliopsida, Poales, Poaceae. The transcript is spliced from 9 exons. Bases 357 to 2606 code for a protein of 749 amino acids. Gene Ontology annotation, biological process: lipid metabolic process. Gene Ontology annotation, molecular function: glycerophosphodiester phosphodiesterase activity.
CCACCAGGAGGCCACCACCACCUUCCCCUGCUGCAUGUUCACUGCCUGCCUCAGUGCCUCUCCUAGUCUCCUCUCCCGUCCGGCCAUCCCCUCUCCUCUCUUCCAAGUUCCAACGCAGCUCACCACUACUUCUCCUCAUCGUCCCUCCAGUUCAUCGUCUCCGUCUGCAGGGCUUAAAUACUACAACAAAGCGAUUGCGGCGGUGGCGGCCGGCUCAGCGAUUUCUCCACCAGGACCAUCACCGCUGCCUUCUUGGCCUCUUGGGCGGCGGCACUGCGGCAUUGUCGGUCCAGAGCAGCGCUGGUUCCUGAACUGGGCGCUUGCGCUGAGCUCUCCCUGCCCUGCUGCCGGAGGCAAUGAGGAGGAGCGGCCGUGCCUGCUCCGUUCUUGCGUCGCUCCUGCUGCUGCUGUGGCUGGGCGUCGCCGCCGCGCAGAAGGCCUCGUCUUGGAAGACAUUGAGCGGCAAGGCUCCAGCAAUCGUAGCCAAGGGUGGAUUUUCCGGGCUAUUCCCCGAUUCAAGCGAAUAUGCUUAUCAAUUUGCUCUGGUCGCUAGCUCGCCGGAUACAAUACUGUACUGCGAUGUGCGGCUGACCAAGGAUGAGAUUGGCAUUUGCCUGCCGGACAUCAGGAUGGAUAACUGCACAAACAUUCCAGAUUUCUAUGCGCAGGGUCAGAAGAGCUACCUCGUCAAUGGUGUGCCUACCUCGGGAUGGUUCUCGGUGGACUACAAUGGCACUGAGCUUGGACAAGUAACUCUCAAGCAGUCAAUCAAUUCUCGGACGCCCAGAUUUGAUUCAAGUUUCUUUGCGCUACUUGCUGUUGAAGAUGUGCAGUCCAAGUUCAAACCUCCAGGAAUUUGGCUCAAUGUUCAGCAUGACAGUUUCUACAGCCAGUUCAAUCUAAGCAUGAGGAAUUAUAUCAUUUCUGUAUCUAAGCGUGUUGUUGCCAAUUAUAUCUCAUCACCUGAAGUGAGCUUCCUCACCAGCAUACUUGGAAGAAUUAGCAACAAAACAAAGCUUGUGUUCCGCUUUCUUGAUGAGAGCACUCUCGAGCCAUCUAUGAACCAGACAUAUGGCUCCAUGAUGAAAAAUCUUACAUUUGUUAAGACAUUUGCAUCUGGGAUACUUGUCCCAAAGAGUUAUAUUUGGCCUAAUUCACCAGACAAUUAUCUGCAACCAUACACUUCAGUUGUUGAUGAUGCUCAUAAAGCAGGCUUGGAAAUCUAUGCUGCUGAUUUUGCAAAUGAUUUUCUGCUCAGUUACAACCACAGCUAUGAUCCCUUAGCAGAAUAUCUCUCAUUCAUUGAUAAUGAUGUCUUCUCAGUUGAUGGUGUAUUGACUGAUUUCCCUGUCACAGCAUCAGAGGCAAUUGGAUGUUUUACCAAUUUAAACAAAAGCAACACUGAUCAUGGAAAGCCUUUAAUUAUAUCACACAAUGGUGCUAGUGGGGAUUACCCAGGGUGCACUGAUCUAGCUUAUCAAAAAGCAGUUGAUGAUGGUGCAGAUGUCAUUGAUUGCCCUGUUCAAGUGACCAAAGAUGGAAUACCAAUAUGCUUGUCUUCCAUUGACCUAAUGACCGAUACUACUAUUGCAAGAUCGCAAUUCAUCUCUCAGACUGCCACGAUAAAGGAUAUUCAGAUUGCACCAGGGGUUUUUAGUUUCAACCUCACCUGGGAUGACAUUGUAAAGAACCUGAAACCCAAAAUAUCCACCCCAUGGACCAACUUCAAAUUGGACCGAAAUCCGAGAUAUAGGAAUGCAGGAAAGUUCGUGAGGCUAUCAGACUUUUUGGAGUUCACAAAAGAUAAAGAUUUGUCUGGAAUCAUGAUCAGUGUAGAGCAUGCUGCCUUCCUGGCAGGGGAACUUGGGUUUGACAUGGUCGACAAAGUUAUCAAAGCCCUCGACGAUGCUGGUUACCAUGAACAAACUGCCCAGAAAGUUAUGAUUCAGUCAGCCGAUAGUUCAGUUCUAGAGAAGUUCAAGGAGCAAACAAAGUAUGACCUUGUGUACAUGAUCAACAAAGAAGUCGGGGACGCUGCACCUUCCUCGCUCGCGGACAUUAAAAAGUUUGCUAGUGCCGUUUCCGUUGAUACUAGCUCUGUCUUCCCUGAAACCCACUACUUCACAGUGUAUGAAACCAAUCUUGUCCAGACACUGCAGUCGGCAGGCCUCUCGGUCUACGUUUAUACUCUUAUGAACGAGUUUCCGUCUCAGCCAUACGACUUCUUCUCAGAUGCUACAGCGCAGAUUAAUGCCUAUGUCAAGGGUGCUCUCGUGGAUGGGCUAAUCACGGAUUUCCCUGCUACAGCUCGAAGAUACAAGGUGAACAGUUGCAUGAACAUGGGGAACAAUACGCCGAAUUUCAUGGCCCCUGUUCAUCCCGGUGAUCUCAUGCAAAGCAUUAGCAGGAGUGCGCAGCCACCAGCAUUGGCUCCCAUUCCGCCCUUGACCGAGUCCGAUGUGGCACAGCCGCCUUUGCCUCCUGCCAGAUCAAACAGCAGUACAGUUCCGACGCAAUCACCCGCGAGCAGGACGCAUGCCUGUGCUGCUCACAUCCCAGUCCUUGUCACACUGGCAAUACUUUGCACUUGGCGUUCCCUGGUCUGAGCUUGCAAUGCAGGCAGAGCUGGAGCACCGAUCUACUAAUCAGAUAUUCUUCCCCACCUGUAGCAGUAGUUCGUUUGUUCAGUGAAUUUGCAUCUAGGGGUCUGAUGCGGAAUGCCUAUGACACUCCUGUGAGCUCUCCCUGCUGACAUUUCAGUACAUAUAUACUAUGUGGGAUGGGUAAUAUAUUUUCCAUUUCUUCUUCUCAAGACUAUUGACCAUGUCCUCACAAAGAAAUUAGGCUAUGGUCAUAUGUAAGCAAGUAAGCAACUCAGAUUGCAUAGUUGUAUGCUAUCUGUUUGAGCCUAUGAGCCAUGAACUGUUAUGUUCUGAACGGCUGAGAAAUAUGAAAGGAUGGAUGUGUUUCCGGGUGGACU